Molecule: messenger RNA, 4092 nt
Organism: Trichophyton verrucosum HKI 0517
Lineage: Eukaryota; Fungi; Ascomycota; Eurotiomycetes; Onygenales; Arthrodermataceae
Product: MAP kinase kinase kinase (Bck1), putative
Exons: 1
Coding region: 1-4092 (1363 amino acids)
Biological process (GO): protein phosphorylation
Molecular function (GO): ATP binding; protein kinase activity
Source: RefSeq, a predicted model, not a curated record
AUGACAACAUAUAACUCCAAUCCCCAGGCAACAUUACCUCCCUCUGAUAUUCAACAACAUACCAACCAAACCUCGAACAAUGCUAAUGCAACGCAAUCAAAUGGAGCCACACCUCAUGGUGAUGCAGAAAAAUGGCCGUUGGAUCGGGUGUUACUCUGGCUAGCUAACAAUGGCUUUUCGCAAGACUGGCAGGAGACAUUCAAAGCAUUAGAUCUAAAAGGAUCUACAUUUCUCGAGCUGGGCUCGAGGGGCAACCUUGGCAAAAUGCAUCAAGUUGUAUACCCUCAACUAGCAAAGGAGUGUGUCAAAAGUGGGACCGGAUGGGAUCAUGCCCGCGAGCGGGAAGAAGGGAAACGUAUGUGUAAGCUCAUUCGGCGGAUUUCUAGUACCCUUGGAUCUGACACCGGCGGACAUGGACGGUAUUACGAAAAUGCGGCUUCACACAGUGCAUCCACAGAUGGCGGGAUAGAAAACUCGCCCAAUUUAAACCGGGAACCCAUGUCAGCUGUAUCGAAUAAUGUUGCCUCCGAAAACAGCCCUGGUCCCCAGUUUGCUGAAGUUGACACAUCAAAUACUGCACAAAGACAGUAUUCAAGUCAACAUAUGACUGUUCCGAACACUGACACCGCGACAAAUGAUGGUAAUGGACAUGAUGGUACCCUUCGUCGAAAGCAGAGUCCAUCGAUUUCAAGUGACACGGGUUUCCCACCUCCGACAUACUCUGACAGUAAAUCUCACGCUAAUAGCCCUGCCGCGCAAUUUGCAUCUCUUGCUUCUCCCGGUCAUCACAAUAAACGAAAUAGUUCUGACUCAACUAUGAGCCGUGGCUUAUCAUCUCAGGGUGGGACUGCUCCCAGCGGUCCAAAUUCCUCUAUUCGGACCAGCAUCGGUGCUGCACUCGGAGACUGGCGUGCUGGGCACAACUCCUCUCCGCAAGAACAGCAGAAACAAGUGAAUGAGACUCCCCAUACUCAGGGCAAAAGUCUGUUCCACAUAUUUAGAAAAAAGAACAACCAUGAGAGUCAUCAUCAAUCCUCCGAUGAGAUGUUUGAUUCUCCAACAAGCCCGGGGGUUGGCGUUCGCAACACUCCCCCUUUUGCCACUUCCUGUCAGGUACCAUCAACUGUACCAGAUUACGACAAACCUCGAGGCCAGUCGUGGGGUAUACCACCACCUUCACCCGCCAAGAAAUUUGUAUUUGGAACAGUUGAUGGAUGGAACUUUCGCUUGAUUGACGUUUCCGAUGUUGAUGCUGCUGAUUCACUCCGGGCACUCAUCUGCAAUAGUGUCGGUAUCAAAGAUCCCGGAAGCGCUUUGAUUUACCUCACUGAGCCCGGCCAGAUCAUGCACGAAGAACCCCUUAGUGACACUAUGCUUGUUGUCAAUCGUCGUGCCAGAUCUGACCACUUGGGUAGUUUGAAGUUCUUCAUCCAGAGUAUUGCCAUGCCACCAUCAGCGGGUUUAGGGGUCACUUUUGAACGAUCAGUGAACGGUUACAGAGUCCCAUUGGAUAUGACUGAAGAUGAUAGUGCAACUCGAGUUUCUACAGCACGACGAGUUCCUCCAGCGGAGAGAUCCCAGAAUGGCUUAUCCAACACAAGUGUCUUUCCAACUCCUAACGGAGGUCAGGCCGCUAACUUAAACUUUUCGUCCGACCAAGAAAAGGAGGUCCUCAUACAACGUGCGCACGAACAGCAUCUCCGCGAUGCCGAACGUAAACAGAAGGCUUACCUUGAAUCCCGGAAGGAUAGAAUACAACGAACAGAAAUCACUACUGGAAAUACUGCUGUUAGUAUCAAGGGCGACCGUGUUAUCGAUUUCAACGCUCCUCGAACUUCUCCGUAUGAGGAUAAAAGACAAGAGACUCUGAUUCCGUUGCGCAAGCCACCACUAGCCCCAUCAGAGUCGAAUACCCUCACUAAAGUCAACUCCCUUAGCAAGAAACCUGAGGAUCUUCGAAUGAGGAAUUCAAAGGAGUUCCAGCCAGAUUUCCACAGGCAAGCUUCCUCAGAUGCCAAAUCUAAUUCUCCAGGGAUUGGCUUUGGUCUAGGGGCUGCUUUGGCGAGUGUUGGAAAGAUGUCAGGAGUAAUUGGAACACCCAUGGGAUCAUCUACUGUUCCCAGCCACCCUGCUGACAGUGCAGUGAGGACAGAAUCUCGCCUCUCUGAGUCUGGGGCCAUAUCACCAGGUACAGCUGCAUUUUCUGAGAAAAAUGUGCCGGCUCGCAGUGAAAAUGUCGAAAGAGAUAAUGAUAACGCUGUUCGAAAUCCUGUCAGCGAAUGGACUAGCCAACCAGAUGAGCGUCCUGCUGCAUCAUCAGAUUCUACGCUGCCAUCGAAACCAACACUACAAACACGAAAGUCUUAUGGUCCUGAUUUCGAUUUCCAGGAAUCUACCGUUCCGUUUGCCAAAUCUCCCUUACCACAAGAGGAUUCAGAUGAAGAUUCUGAUUCUGGCCUUUUCGCCAAACCUAUAGCACGACCGGCCCCUCCCCAGGCUAAGAGGAAACCGGUUGCAAGCAGCUCUAAAAUCGAGGAACUGAAACCGACUUUGAAGGUUAAUACGGAGCCUAGGUCUGUCAAGGGCCGUUCUGUGGCAUUCAAAUCGCCAACCACGGCAGCAGUCUCUGGGGGGAAUUUCCCAGGAAGUUCCAUGUUCGAUGGAACUGAAAAUCAGAAUUCCGCUGAUGCUGACACAAGCAACCCAUCUACCGAUGAUCGCGAUUACGACAGACGACGUGAAUCAUUCGUCAGGGAUGAUAUUUGGGCAAGCAGACCCCCUGUGGAAGGGAUGAUUGAUCAUCUAGACGACUUUUUCCCGGGCGUUGACCUAGAUGAACCUUACCUGGAUGGGAAUGCCCAGUCUCCGCCCUUAUCACCUUCCGGACCAUCCUCUCGGGAUGAAGCAGAAUCGGAAGCAACAGAUAUCAGUGCCGCUACAACACAAACUACUGGCACGACGACGGCAUAUACAACCAUGACGGACCUUCCAGAUGUGCUAGGGUCAGCGGAAUCAACACUUAAAGCAAAGAGAAUACCAAGUACUGUGGCGCACCGGAACUUGUCACGCUCAGGAGGACUGAACAGGAUGAAAUCCAUUCGUGAAGUAGCAAAGGGAGCCCAUCAAGUGAACCGACACCAGAGUAUACAAAACAAGGGUGCAGCUGCAUCUGGGAUCCUUCGAAGGAAGAGUACCAAAAUGUUUGGUGCUAAAAUAAUGCAAAUUAGCCCAAAGCCAGGGACACGAUUAAGUGAUUUGGACCCAAUACCACAACAGCCCUCUGCAAUGAUACAACAAGGCAAGCUUCCACAGCGUCAACCUACUUUCCGUAUCAUCAGGGGUCAACUGAUCGGAAAAGGAACAUAUGGAAGAGUUUACCUGGGUAUCAACGCCAAUACUGGUGAAAUUUUAGCUGUGAAACAGGUAGAGGUGAACCAAAAAGCUGCCAAUUAUGACAAAGACCGCGUUAAAGAACUGGUUGCUGCCAUGGACCAAGAAAUUGACACCAUGCAGCAUUUGGAACACCCUAAUAUCGUUCAAUACCUCGGAUGCGAGCGAGGGGACCUUUCGAUAUCGAUUUAUCUUGAAUAUAUUCCCGGAGGUAGUAUUGGAAGUUGUCUUCGAAAACAUGGAAAAUUCGAAGAGAGUGUUGUGAAAUCCUUGAACCGCCAAGUGCUAAGUGGUCUUGCUUAUCUGCAUGACCAGGGAAUUCUUCAUCGAGAUCUAAAAGCUGAUAAUAUCUUGCUUGAUCUUGAUGGUGCAUGCAAAAUUUCCGAUUUUGGUAUCUCGAAGAAGAGUGAUAACAUUUAUGGUAAUGAUGUUACCAAUUCCAUGCAGGGUUCGGUUUUCUGGAUGGCCCCAGAAGUAGUUCAAUCCCAAGGCCAAGGAUAUAGCGCCAAAGUUGACAUCUGGUCACUUGGCUGUGUGGUCCUGGAGAUGUUCGCGGGUCGACGACCAUGGAGCAAAGAAGAAGCUAUCGGAGCGAUUUUCAAGCUGGGGAGCUUAAACCAAGCACCUCCUAUUCCUGAGGACGUUGCACUUGCAAUUGAACCCGCUGCUCUUGCAUUCAUGUAUGACUGUUUCACGAUGUGA